Messenger RNA from Striga hermonthica, 194 nucleotides. The record is from the annotation of a GenBank genome assembly. Lineage: Eukaryota; Viridiplantae; Streptophyta; Magnoliopsida; Lamiales; Orobanchaceae.
GUGGAAGAGGUGGAAGAGGUGCUUAUAGAGGAAGAGGCCGUGGAAGGAAUGGAGGUAGUAGGCCACAAUGUCAAAUAUGCCAAGGGAUGAAUCACACAGCAGAUAAGUGCUGGUACAGAUAUGACACAGCACCUACAAACCAAAGUGGAAAUCAAAAUCAGCAACCUCAAAGAAGGAAUCCCAGCCUGAAUAUG